This is a messenger RNA of Acanthoscelides obtectus, 753 nucleotides long. The record is from the annotation of a GenBank genome assembly. Lineage: Eukaryota; Metazoa; Arthropoda; Insecta; Coleoptera; Chrysomelidae.
CUCCAAUCAUGACUUUAGUUAUUAGUAGUUAAAUAUUCAAUCAUACAAAAUUACACGAGUACUCCUCAAUAGUUUCUUUUUGAAAGUUUUAGCAACCGGUAAUAUAAUUACAGUGCAAUCUCCGUAAUUCGAGCUAAUUGUUGCAAAAAGAUGUUCGAAUUCUGGAAUGUUUUCGGAAAAAUCAAAAAAUAUUUUUAAUAUACAGCUGCUGGAUUUUCUGUCUUAUUUAAAUAAUUUAAUUUUGCCCACAGAUGACUGAUGCCAUGUACGAAUCUAAAAAGAAAUGUAGACAGUACAGUGUUGAUUAUAUGAAAUUUGGCUUCAUUCUAUCAUUUCCGGACAAACAAUCGCCUAUGUGCCUUUUAUGCAAUAAAGUUUUGGGCAAUGACGCUAUGAAACCAUCUAAACUGCAAGAUCAUCUGAGAAGAUGCCACCCUGAUAAAACAGAAAAAGAUUUGAAAUACUUUCAAACACUCAAAGAUACAUUUCGGAAGAGACCUACACUGAACAGAAUGUUCGCUUCGACGUCACAAAGAAAUGAUGACGGUUUGCGGGCGUCUUACAAUAUCUCGUUACUUAUAGCAAAAUCCGGAAAACCGCAUACUAUUUUGAAUAUAGGUUUGAGGAUAUUUUGACUAUGGUUUGAGGAUAUUUUGACUAUGGUAAUACCACCAAAUGAAUGUCAUAAUACAAGAGGAACUGACUGAAGUAAGUACAAACGAAGAACUUAAGGAUCAGUUUAAAAACGGAUAU